This is a messenger RNA of Sitophilus oryzae (rice weevil), 1843 nucleotides long. RefSeq names its product SET domain-containing protein SmydA-8-like. The transcript is spliced from 9 exons. Gene Ontology annotation, molecular function: protein binding. The coding region runs from base 151 to 1656 and encodes 501 amino acids. The record is from RefSeq and is a predicted model, not a curated record. NCBI's taxonomy places the organism in Eukaryota, Metazoa, Arthropoda, Insecta, Coleoptera, Curculionidae.
AAUAACAGGUCCAGUGUUUGAAAAACAAACUCGUUUUCUAGACCGAUCUAGAUAAAUAGGCCGAACUAUAUAUUCAUUGAUCUGUAGAACAGGAAUUAGCAAAAUCCAAUUAGAUAUUCAUUGAUAAAAUACGUGCUACAAGGAACUAAAAUGAGUGAGCAAGAUUUGUUUAAAAUUGAGACAAACAACACUGUAGGACGGUAUUCAGUGGCUAGCCAAGACUUAAAGCCCGGCGAUGUGAUAUUUAAAGAAGCUCCCUUUGCGUAUGGACCGAAAUCAGAUAGUGCAUGUGUUUGUUUGGGUUGCCACAAUCCCGUAGACUGCGCCACAUUAUGUUCAAAAUGUUCGUGGCCAGUGUGCGGACCACAAUGCGAGGUCUUAUCCGUACAUAAAGACAACGAAUGUGAUGUAUUCUCGAAUGCCAAAGUAAAAUUUCAAGCUGUCGAAGACCCUACAGAUGUUUGUCUUCAGUAUGAAUGUAUUACUCCUAUAAGAGUUCUGCUUGAGAAAGAACGUGAUCAAAAACGAUGGGAAGAGGAAGUAUCAGUCAUGGAAUCACACAAUGAGCAAAGAAAACCAAAACCCAUAUGGGAAUUUAACCAACACAACAUUGUAGAAUAUUUAAGGGGGCCUUGUAAACUAGACAGAUUCUCAGAAGAUUUAAUUCAUACAGUGUGUGGAAUACUAGAGGUAAACGCAUUUGAAGCAAGGACACCGAAUUGUUACAUGAUUAGAUGUUUAUUCCCUAAGUUAGCUCUAAUGUCACAUAAUUGUGUAUCGAAUAUUCACCAUGCGGUUGACUGUCACGGAAACGGAAAUCUAAAAGAUUGCGUUGUUACAGUCAGAGCAGCUAUACACAUUCCAAAAGGUGGGGAGCUAUACAGUAGCUACACAUAUUCCAUCUGGCCCACACUCGUCAGGAGAGAAUUUCUAAGGGAAAGUAAAUUUUUUGAAUGUGCCUGCCCGAGAUGUUCGGACAAAACCGAAUUAGGAACGCACAUGAGCAGCUUAAAAUGCCAAAGAUGCGAUAACGGUGUAGUCGUGGCUUCGGAUCCUUUAAAUGAUUUAUGCGAAUGGAAUUGUACUCACUGCGACUAUAAGACUCAUGGAGGAGCUAUGAGGAAAGUUUUUGCUGCCAUACAGAAUGAAAUAGAUCAGGUAGAAUACGUAGGCGGACAUGAGGGUAUUCAACAAAGAGAAACGAUAUUUAGGAAAUACAAAUCAGUUCUUCAUCCCAAACAUGCUUAUAUGACUAUUUUAAGAAGUGCCCUUAUCCAGUUAUAUGGAAAGGCUGAAGGAUAUACAUUAGGAGAUUUGCCAGAUGUAAUUUUGGAAAGGAAAAUGGAAUUGUGCUACCAACUUUUGGAAGUUUUAGAUGUUAUCGAACCCGGAUUAUCAAGAAUCAGAGGUAUAACACUGUACGAACUCCAUGGACCCAUAAUGAUGCACGCCAGACACCAGUACCAAUACGACGCAAUCAGCAAAGAUGACUUCAGGCAAAAACUCAAAGAAUCUGUGGAUAUUCUUAAACAGGCAGUGGAAAUAUUAACAAAUGAACCGGUCAGUCAACCUGAAGGUCAAUUAGGUCAAAUGGCACAAACAGCAUACGAUCAGUUGAUCGAAAAUUUUGAUAUGCUCGUUGAGACUGCUUACUAAUGUAACAUUGUUUAAUAAAAUAUAAAAGUAUUAUCGAGAUACCUUACUUGCUACACCAAUUAAUUCAUAGGUUGUAGUUCACGUUUUUCCAAAAAAUGCUAGCAAAUAAGAAUACAAAUUUAUAAAGUACGAAUAACCUCAUAAAAAGCCACUCUAUAUAUCUUGAAAUAAAACCACUUAGCAACGU